Molecule: messenger RNA, 2617 nt
Organism: Penicillium brasilianum
Lineage: Eukaryota; Fungi; Ascomycota; Eurotiomycetes; Eurotiales; Aspergillaceae
Source: the annotation of a GenBank genome assembly
CCAACCGCAGCGUCAGAAUUGAAGUGACUAGACUUGAUUAAACUGAAUGGUGGAAAGGAAGGUCCAGCAAACUAACUGUACUAGAAAACUAGAAAAUACAAUAACUGGGCUGGUCGAAUGCACUUCAAUUUGCGCAAUUUGGCGCAGAUCACCACGUCAGAUCGACACGGAGAAUUCCAUCAUCGGGUAUCGCGUUCAUACCGUUCGGUUGCUGCGUUCCCCGGUCCGCCUGCCACGACUGCUAGAUUGCCGUUUUCGGCCCACCUGCCCUCCCUUGCAAUCCGAUGGAUGACAUGAAUUCAAUGGCAUUGCAACAGAGUGACCAAACGACUCAAAAGAUGGCAAAGCGUGCCUCCUCCGAUGCCUUCGGAGCCUCAACGCUGCCAAGCUUUAACACGCGGAUCGGCUCCAUUUUCUACCUUUCCGUCAUUCCACCCUUUGGUCAUCACAACGAUCUUGUGGCUUGCUCGGCUUCAUUUGAUUGUUCAUGUUGCUUCUUCAACAUCAAAAAUUGUUGAAUCUGGGCGAGGCAGCUGAGGCAGGUUGUUUAGUUAGUUCAUCAUGAUGAACAUGAACAUGGACAUGUCGGGUGGUGGUGUCCCCUGGCUCGAUCAACCUGUAAUGCUACAUUCGUCUCGUCAUGAUAUAUGCAAAUUAUCUGAAGCCCAGUGUGUUUAUCGGAAUAAUCGCUGGAGAUACUGGUAUCAGGCCGACCAUGUAUAUGGCCUGAGCACGGUAUAUUUCUGCUGUGCAGUGAUUGCUUUCUUUGCCAUGUCGAAUCUCUUCGUCAGGAAUUGUCCGGGCCGGCUGAAGCGCACUCGAUUAUGGCGAGUAACCACCUCGGUUUCCCGGUAUAUCUCCUAUCGGGGUUAUCGAUCCCCGAUGUUGAAGUAUUGGUCCCCAUCCUUGGGUGUCAUCUUGCUUGGCGUCGUGGGUACAAUAUUCUUCUUCGCCAUGACCCUCGGUCCUAAACCCUUCUACUGGCCCACCGAUGCUAGCUACGGAAGUAGUCCACCCAUAGCCACAAGGGCUGGCUGGAUGGCUCUUGCUCUGCUGCCAUUUGUCCUGGGUCUAAGUGUCAAGGCCAAUAUAAUCUCUGCCCUAACCGGUAUCCCCCAUGAGAAGCUUCAAGUCUUCCAUCACUGGACCAGCUACGCUAUGUUUGUGCUAGCUCUGGUUCAUACCUUCCCAUUCAUCAUAUACCAUAUUGACAAGGGAGAUAUGGUAAAGCAAUGGAAGACUAGUCUUGUAUACUUCACCGGUAUUGGUGCAAUUAUCCCCCAGGCGUACCUGACAAUCCUGUCUCUUCCGUUCAUUCGCAACCGAUUCUACGAGUUCUUCAAGGCAACCCAUAUGAUUGCUGCCAUUCUAUUCAUGAUCUUCUUCUUCCUUCACUGCGACUUUCGUCUCUCCUCGUGGGACUACUUUAUCGCCAGCGGUGUCAUUUACUUCCUUUGUCUACUUUCUUCCCAGGUGCGCACUUAUAUGAUGCAUGGCGUCCACACAGCAACCUUGGAGCUUCUUCCAAGUGGCCUUGUCCGAGUCUCCGUUCCGACCUUUAUCAAAUGGACACCCGGCCAGCACGUAUUUGUGCGUUUCUUGACGUCAGAUUUGCAUCUGCUUACCGCGCAUCCAUUCACAAUCUCCUCGGUCAAUCGAGACCGGAGUGAGACACGCAAAGUGUCCGAGCUUGUUUUCUACAUCAAGCCUCGUCGUGGCGUAACGGCUCGUCUUGCUUCAUUGGCUGCCAAACAACCUAGUGUGACGAAGAAGAUUCUCAUCGAGGGGCCGUAUGGCGGCGUGAGUACUCAUCAUAUGUCCCACUUUGACACCAUACUCGUCAUAGCCGGAGGGUCAGGUGGUGGCUUCUCUCUUGCAAUGGUAGACGAAGCGCUGCGCAUGUCUGGCAUUAACACGGGCGAAGACGAGUCGGGACAGGAAAGCCGCUGCCGGCUUCAAGUCGUCUUUUCAACACGCGACGCCCCGAUGGCAGAUUGGUACAUCGGCGAGAUUGAAGCGCGUCUCGCGCACACUACUACCUUGCCAGGCUCAGACAACGGGUUUGAGACUUCUGUCUCGGUACAUAUUACCUCGAACCACGGUUUGACUCGCUCGACCUCAACUUUAGACUCGGAGAAGGGCACUGGGGAUAAGUUACCUCAAACAGAUAUCAGAACGACUGGAUCGUUCUGUCUCAAUAUUCAUAGAAACUCUCGACCUGACAUUCCUAGUCUCGUCGCUCGAGCGGUUGCUAUUGCUCACGCAAACCCCAUGCCGAAAACCCAAAAGCAGCGAAUUGGUGUCCUUGUUUGUGGUCCGGCGUCUAUGCUUCACGAUACCCGAAAUGCCGCGGCCCUUGCGCAGAAGAGCACGCUUGGUGGUGAGGUUGAGGAGUUGUAUCUGCACUCAGAACCUUUUGCGUGGUGAUCAUAUUCAGGGUCAAUAUUUGCUGGUCUGAAAUUUGCUCGAACUUUAUCAUUUUUGUGUGUAUAUCUAGGCCACUCUUAAAAAGUUGAUGACAAGAAGAAAAGACUACCAUCCUACUGAAUCGGUCCCGUAACAUUUUUUGUGUAUAAUUAGCUGAGUGAGAAUGAUGCUAUGCAUGAUACUGUCUGUG